AUGGCAAUCAGCGAUGAGGUCGACCGCCUUAGAGAGGUCGGAUUCAUAACCGAGGUGAAAUACCCCCGGUGGUUGUCAAAUGUAAUCCUUAUUAAGAAAUAUAGUGGAAGCUGGAGGAUGUGUGUUGACUACACUGAUCUCAACCAAGCAUGCCCCAAAGAUUGCUAUCCACUCCUAAGGAUAGAUCAGCUAGUAGAUGCCACCAUAGGCUAUGAACUUCUUACAUUCAUGGAUGCGUUCUCGGCCUAUAACCAGAUCUGGAUGGCACCGCAAGACCAAGAGCACUCUGCCUUCAUUACCGACAGGGGAGUGUAUUGUUACAAAGUGAUGCCUUUCGGCCUAAAAAACAUUGGGGCAACGUACCAAAGAAUGGUCAAUGAACUAUUCAAACAACAACUUGGGAGGAACAUGGAGGUGUACAUAGAUGACAUGAUUGUAAAAAGCAAGUCGAUAAGCACACAUCUAGCCAAUCUAGCGGAGACAUUCCGGAUCCUCAUGCGGUUUAACAUGCACUUGAAUCAUUCGAAGUGUGUCUUCGAGGUUCGUUCGGAGAAGUUCCUCCAGUUCGUCAUCCACCAGAGAGGAAUAGAUGCCAACCUAGAAAAUAUUUGGGCCAUAACACAGAUGCAGCUUCCUCGCUCGAUCAAGGAAGUGUAG
Molecule: messenger RNA, 657 nt
Organism: Musa acuminata subsp. malaccensis (wild Malaysian banana)
Lineage: Eukaryota; Viridiplantae; Streptophyta; Magnoliopsida; Zingiberales; Musaceae
Source: RefSeq, a predicted model, not a curated record